Messenger RNA from Pan troglodytes (chimpanzee), 2636 nucleotides. RefSeq names its product myelin protein zero (gene MPZ). Gene Ontology annotation, cellular component: plasma membrane. The record is from RefSeq and is a predicted model, not a curated record. Gene Ontology annotation, biological process: myelination. NCBI's taxonomy places the organism in Eukaryota, Metazoa, Chordata, Mammalia, Primates, Hominidae. The transcript has 6 exons. Bases 102 to 833 code for a protein of 243 amino acids.
GGCUGAGGACAGCCCCCUCAUGCUGGGGCCCUAGGGGAUUUUAAGCACGUUCCAGGAACCCCCCGUUCAGUUCCUGGUCCCCCACUUUCUCAACCCCACAGAUGCUCCGGGCCCCUGCCCCUGCCCCAGCUAUGGCUCCUGGGGCUCCCUCAUCCAGCCCCAGCCCUGUCUUGGCUGUGCUGCUCUUCUCUUCUUUGGUGCUGUCCCCGGCCCAGGCCAUCGUGGUUUACACCGACAGGGAGGUCCAUGGUGCUGUGGGCUCCCGGGUGACCCUGCACUGCUCCUUCUGGUCCAGUGAGUGGGUCUCAGAUGACAUCUCCUUCACCUGGCGCUACCAGCCCGAAGGGGGCAGAGAUGCCAUUUCGAUCUUCCACUAUGCCAAGGGACAACCCUACAUUGACGAGGUGGGGACCUUCAAAGAGCGCAUCCAGUGGGUAGGGGACCCUCGCUGGAAGGAUGGCUCCAUUGUCAUACACAACCUAGACUACAGUGACAAUGGCACGUUCACUUGUGACGUCAAAAACCCUCCAGACAUAGUGGGCAAGACCUCUCAGGUCACGCUGUAUGUCUUUGAAAAAGUGCCAACUAGGUACGGGGUGGUGCUGGGAGCUGUGAUCGGGGGUGUCCUCGGGGUGGUGCUGUUGCUGCUGCUGCUUUUCUACGUGGUUCGGUACUGCUGGCUACGCAGGCAGGCGGCCCUGCAGAGGAGGCUCAGUGCCAUGGAGAAGGGGAAAUUGCACAAGCCAGGAAAGGACGCGUCGAAGCGCGGGCGGCAGGUUCCCUGCUCAGAUGGAGAGUUAAACGUAAUAGUAAGGCCAGGUACAGUGGCAUAAACCUGUAGUCUCAGCUACUUGGGAGGAUCCCUUGAGCCCAGGAGUUCAAGACCAGCCUGGCAAGACAUAGCAAGAUCCUAGCUCUUUAAAAAAAAAAUAGUAAUUCCCUUUCCUCAAGAUUAUAUUAAUAAGGCUACUUCAUCUGGACAUUCAUCAGUCUCAAGGUAUGGUUCAUCUGGAGACAGAGUCAUUCCUGCACUUGGUACUUUUGGAGUCUGUUUAUUCACCUCACAAUUUUAAGUACUUUAUAUUUAACAAAAUACAAAAACUGGGUGCUUUCAUAAAUGUUUUCUCAUCUAAUUCUUGGAACAGCUUAGUGGAGUCUUUAAUAUUAUCCCCCAUUUUACAGAUGCAAACCUCUGUUGAAUGACUGCCAGACGUAAGGGUUCUGCUUUGAGAAACUGAUAGAAUCCAAUUUAUGUUCUGUAGAUUAUGCUGUUUCCAUCUCACUUCAAUAAAUACUUAUCAAGCACUUACUUGUGUUCAGCACUGUUCUAUACACUAAAGAGGUAUAAAAGAAGCAAAAGAUUCAUUCAACAAAUAUGUCAGUGCCUAAUCACAUGGCAAGUAUUGUUCUAGGUGUUGGGCAUACAGCAGUGAGCAAAAGAAAGUCCCUGCACUUAUUCAACAAAUACAUCAGUUAGUGACAAAUGCCAUGAAAGAAAAUAAAGCAGAGUAGUCUAGGAAAGUCUCUCUGAAGACUGACAUUUGAGUAGAGGCUUUAAUGACGAUGUAAGAAUAAGCUAUGUGAAUGUGUGGGAAAAGAUCCUCUGGGCAGGUGAAAUAUCAAGUAGAAAGUCCCUGAAGCAGGUUUGUGCCUGUAUGUUCAAGGAAGAGUAAAAAAAACAUCAUGGGCCAGAUGCAGUGGCUCAUGCCUGUAAUCUCAGCACUUUGGGAGGCCAAGGUGGGCGGAUUGCUUGAGUCCAGGAGUUUGAGACCAGCCUGGGCAACAUGGUGAAACCCAAUCUCUACAAAAACUACAAAAAUUAAUCAAGCAUGGUGGCGUGCACUUGUGGUCCCAGCUACUCAGGAGGCUGAGAUGGGAGGAUCACUUGAGCCUGGAAGGCAGAGGUUGCAGUGAGCUGAGAUUGCGCCACUGCACUCCAGCCUGAGCAACAAGAGUGAGGGAAUGGGAAGGGGAAGAGGAAAGAGAAAGAAAGACCAUCAUGGCUGGAGCUAUGUAAGGGAGAGAAUAUAAGAAAUGAGGUUAGGUAGAUAGCCAGAAUAUGUGUCUUUGGAACAGGACAAAGAAUUUAGAUUUUUUUCUGAGCUGAUGAAAAGGCAUUAUAGGUUUUGGGGCAGAGAAAAACAUGGUCUGUCAUGUUUUUAAAGGAUUGUUCUGACAGAUGGGUAGAAAAAAGACUACUGGCUGGGUGUGGUGGCUCAUGCCUAUAAUCCCAGCACUUUGGGAGGCUGACAUGGGAGGAUCACUUGAGCCCAGGAGUUCAUGACCAGCCCAGGCAACAUAGCGAGACCCCAUCUCGAAAGAAAAAGAAAAGAAAAGAAAAAAAAAGAAGGAAGGAAGGAAAGAAGGAAAGAAAGAAAGAAAAUAGAGGUACAAGAAACCAGGGAAAACAAGAGAGUCUUGCAAUGGUACAAGCAAGAUGAUGGGGCCUGGACUAGGGUGGUAGUGAUGGAGAUAAUAGGAAAUACUAAGACUUGAGACAAGUUUCAUGGUAAAAUAAGCUGGAUCUGCCUGUAUAUUUUUCAGUACAGAGAGCUCUAUCAAAGAGCCUUUCUUUAAAGGGCGGCGGAGGAAUUGGACAUUAGUUGGAGAUGAAUGUGGGGUUAUGGGAGGGCUUG